This is a messenger RNA of Phaeodactylum tricornutum CCAP 1055/1, 777 nucleotides long. RefSeq lists its product with no specific name. The record is from RefSeq and is a predicted model, not a curated record. Lineage: Eukaryota; Bacillariophyta; Bacillariophyceae; Surirellales; Neidiaceae. The transcript is spliced from 2 exons. Bases 1 to 777 code for a protein of 258 amino acids.
AUGGCAGAUUUCGACGACCGUGGCUUUGCGGCGGUAAACGCCUUUUUUGGACACAGUGGCGCCACGGCGUCACAAUCGGACCCGCGCGCCAAUACUGAUGUUUCCUCGACCGCUGCCUCGAGUACCGCUGCUCACCGGAAUCGCCGCCAAGGCGUAGGCGCAAUCGCUUCGACUACUGAAACCAAGGCUGCAGCCCACGUUGCCAAAAGAGUCUUGCAGGUAGGUAACAAACGCAAACAUGAUGAUGAUGAGGAAGAUCUUGCCGUACAUGCAAAACUUGAGUACGAGAGCGGCGACGACGAGGAAGAUCGUGGGCGCACCGCAAUCGAAUCCAAAGCGGUAGUGGCAUCUACUGCACUAGCCGUUACGGCAAAGAAAAUAGCGCAGGGAGCUGGUUCGAAGAAGAAGAAAAAGGGCAAAAGAGAACGGCAGCAGCAAGUCUUGGACGGCAGUACUCCGCAGGAUAAGGUCGCCGAGACUGUCAAGUCGGAUGACCAGGGACCCAACGUAUCGGUCGCGUUGGGCGACGAGCACAACGCGGAAAAUUCCGACAACAAGGGCAAGAAGCGCAAACGCACUAAAGUUCGCUCCCGUCAAAAGAAUAUUUACAAGGACAAACGCGAACACAAACCGGAGCAUCUGGUGCCAGGCAAUAAGGAGUAUCAGGGACGGCCCUUGUCCGAAGCCACUCGCACCAAGCUGCAAUUGCCUCCAAGCAAAGCAGCCCAAAAUGUGACGAUGAUAUUGGAGGACCGGACAUGGACACCAAGCCGUUAG